UAUUUCCAACACUACUUCUUGGCUUCACGCCCGCCAGUCAUUUGAUUCAUUUCCAUCCCUUAAUUUAAUAACCCUACACUACUGCCUCUCGUUUCUCUCUCUCUCUCAAGAAACUAAAACAACCCCUAAAAUUCCCCACCCAAAAUUUCCAAAAUAAAAAAUAAAAAAAACCAGAAAAAUGUGAGUGAACGAAUGAAUGAAUGACUCCAUGUGAGACAGAGCCUCCAGACCCACCCGCCAUAGCGUGAAGGGCCGUUUCCCGUCGUUUCCAGUCCCAAAAAACGACGUGACACGUCACCUCCACCGUCUGCUCCGUCCCCAACCCGGCAGAACCAAUGUCGGGUCAACCCGUGAUCCAGACCCUAACAUUCUGGCUCUCGGAGCACCCAUCCAUCGUCGGCUUCCGCUGGAGCCACGCCCACUCCUGGGGUUCUACGUGGUCCUUCCUCUUCACCGCCAUCGCCGUCUACCUCACCCUCUCCCUCUUCCUCCACUUCUCCCUCCUCGUCGUAAACCGGUCGGGUCGACCCGUCCCGCUCGGGCCCAUACCCGCCGUCCACAGCCUCGCCAUGGCCCUAAUCUCCUUCACCAUCUUCGCCGGCAUCACCCUUUCCUCCGCCGCCGAAAUCCGCGAGACCCGGUGGUUCUGGCGCCGCUCCAAAACUCCUUUCCAGUGGCUCCUAUGCUUCCCGCCGGGGGCCCCCCCCAGAUUCCCCCACAUGCUCCGCACAUUCUUCACGAUCCUACGACGUCGUAAGCUCGUCCCUUUCCAGCUCUUCAACCACUCGAUCUUGACCGUGAUAUCGUUCCUGUGGCUGGAGUUCUCUCAGUCGAUCCAGGUUCUGGCGAUACUGUUGACGACGCUCGUGUACUCGGUGGUGUACGGCUACAGGUUCUGGACGGCGGUGGGUCUGCCGAGCGCCUGCUUCCCGGUGGUCGUGAACUGCCAGAUUGCGCUGCUGGGCUGCAACGUUGCGUGCCACGUCGGUGUUCUGAUGCUACAUUUCAUGAGAGGCGGGUGCAAUGGGAUCGGGGUAUGGGUGUUCAAUUCGGUGUUGAAUGGGGUGAUUCUCUUGGCCUUUUUGAAUUUUUACGUCAGAAUUCAUCUGGGUUUUGAUAAAAAGGGAAGGACCCGCGGCGGCGAGAUUAAAUCUGUGGCUGGUGGCCGGUCUUGUUCUUCUGGGUUGGGAGGGAAGGACAAGGAGGGCAAGGAGCUUUGAUAGUGUGGGUUAGAGUGUAUGAUAGUUUUGGUGGGGUGGGGUUGGGGCUUGCCUUUUUAGAUUUUCUGUAAAAGGGUCUAUAAAGUUGAGUUAAUUAUGUAUACAUUUCUUUUGAUAAAUCAAAAAAAAUAAAAAAUAAUGUAUACAUUUACAAUGGAGGUAAAAGUAAAAGAUGAGAGUUCUCUCAUUAGAUUUU
Messenger RNA from Prunus mume (Japanese apricot), 1416 nucleotides. RefSeq names its product fatty acid elongase 3-like. Gene Ontology annotation, molecular function: fatty acid elongase activity. The record is from RefSeq and is a predicted model, not a curated record. Gene Ontology annotation, cellular component: endoplasmic reticulum membrane. NCBI's taxonomy places the organism in Eukaryota, Viridiplantae, Streptophyta, Magnoliopsida, Rosales, Rosaceae. Gene Ontology annotation, biological process: fatty acid elongation, monounsaturated fatty acid; very long-chain fatty acid biosynthetic process; sphingolipid biosynthetic process.